AUAAAGCACCCAAAAGCUUCCUUCCUUGUCAAGUGCAAAACCAAAAGCUCUCUCUACUCACUAGGCCUCUGAGGCUCUGUUCAAUCCUGCGAUCAGAUUUGAUCACAUUUGUGCACCAUCUCAUCGCGAUUUCGGAAAACCCUUCGAGCAAUUUCUCCGAUAUCCAUGGAUUCUAUCAAGAUUUCAAGCAUCCAAUCUGCAGGCCAAUUCAAAUUCAACCAAUCCCACAAAGUGAUCAAGUUUUUACUCUCUGUCUCAGUGCUUUCAAUCUUGCUCUCUUACUCUUCUUUGAUCUCUUUCUUUCUCCACUCCUUCAAUUCCUUCACAUUUUCUAUAAAUUUCGAUAAGAACUACAUGUUUUUACUUUGCAAUGGACUCUUGGUGUUCAUUGUGAAGAACUCCGGUCUCAUUGGAACUUCUCCACCAGGAAGUUCCAAUCUCACCAAUGAAGAACACGAUCUCAAGAGUGUCGAAAGCCGGCGAAAAGCAGUUGAAUUGGCAGAAACCAAGGCAACAAAAUCUCCAAAAGCGAAGGAAGAAGUUGUCAACGUCGAAAUCGAGCAAGUGAAAGCAAGCGCAGAUGAAAUAUUGGUGUCAGUAGAAGAAAAAAAAAGGGUUUUGAUUGCUGCGGAGGAGGAAGAUGAACGCUGCAGAAACAACUCUGUUGUGGUGGACGAUCAUGAUUUGUAUGAAGAGGAAGGGGUUGAAGUGCUGAGUGCAGAGGAGUUGAACAAGAAGUGUGAUGAUUUCAUUAGGAGAAUGAAAGAAGGAAUUAAACUUGAAGUCCAACAGUCAAUCAUGUUUUGAUAUUUCCAGCGAGAUCAUAAGAGCUAACAACCUAGUUUUAUUAUUUGUAAAAGACUACUUUUAUUUUUACUUGAUGAAUUUUUGGGGUAUUGUUUCUUCUGUAUUAUUUUCGCCAUGCCCUGGUCUGAGCUGGAUAAAAAUAUUUGUACCAUAUUUACUGAUCACAUUAGAUACAGAGAUGUGACAGGCUUACAUAAGUAUGUUGGGUGAACUAGAAGAUUGUGGUUUCGUGGAAAUAAAGUUAUCCGUACCACAUUUACUAAUAUAAAGAUGUGAUGUGCUUAAUUAAGUGUGUCAAUUUGAUACAUAUUGGUUUGCCAA
This is a messenger RNA of Pyrus x bretschneideri (Chinese white pear), 1128 nucleotides long. RefSeq lists its product as uncharacterized. The record is from RefSeq and is a predicted model, not a curated record. The transcript has a single exon. Lineage: Eukaryota; Viridiplantae; Streptophyta; Magnoliopsida; Rosales; Rosaceae. Bases 166 to 807 code for a protein of 213 amino acids.